CAUGGCGUGCUACCAGACAUGUGGACGGCGUAAUAACCCCGACCCCCAAGCUUAAGGUUUCACGUGAGCAGUCAUGGGGAAGUGUGGCGAAGCCAUGGAUAUCGUGGACCUUAUGCCUUAAGACUUGCCAAACCUUCUGACCCUUCCCUACCUCUCUUCUUCUUCUUCUUCUUCUUCUACUGUGACCAGCUUCCUGUCAAAGCAACUGCUGCAUGCUGAUCAAGUCCAUAUAUUACACUAGUGUCGGAGUGUGAUUGGGUUGGAAGGAUAGAAUGGGGAGGAGGAGGAGGAUUCCGGCAUUUGGGAACUGGGACUACGACGACGAGCUUCCCAUCACCCAGUACUUCGAAUCUGCAGCGCAGGCCGGGUUGAUCCGAGACCAGUGUUUGAGUGGAGAUGAUAAGCUUUGUAAGCCGGAAGCUGCCCCGGUGAAACCAGUCGGCUACCACAGCGAGGUGAAGAAGGGAGGUGGGAAAGGGGAGAAGCAGCGGAGGAAGCAAGAGAGGGGGUGUGGCGUGACACCACAAGACAGCAGCCAAAGGAGGCCCGGAAGAGCUCCCAAGGCGGUGGACGAGGACCUGUACAAGAUCCCACCUGAGCUCCUCUACCAGAAGCCAAAGAGGGUGCAGAAGAGGUUCCUGAGGAGUCCGUGGCCGGCAUGUCUGGGACUCAGCUGCGUCACCUGAGGAGGAAGAUGAAGCAGAGUUUUAGCUGUACUCAUUCUUCUCCGGUCGAUGAGGAGAUGUGAUGUAUCGUGAGACAGUGUCGCAUCAUUCACUGUAGUGGGUAGUACUACUGCCUUUGUUC
This is a messenger RNA of Musa acuminata AAA Group (dessert banana), 807 nucleotides long. RefSeq lists its product as uncharacterized. The record is from RefSeq and is a predicted model, not a curated record. The transcript is spliced from 3 exons. NCBI's taxonomy places the organism in Eukaryota, Viridiplantae, Streptophyta, Magnoliopsida, Zingiberales, Musaceae. Bases 273 to 686 code for a protein of 137 amino acids.